Amphiprion ocellaris (clown anemonefish) is the source of this 5480-nucleotide messenger RNA. It is a transcript of the gene col5a2a, whose product is annotated as collagen, type V, alpha 2a. The transcript is spliced from 54 exons. The record is from RefSeq and is a predicted model, not a curated record. The coding region runs from base 168 to 4655 and encodes 1495 amino acids. Lineage: Eukaryota; Metazoa; Chordata; Actinopteri; Pomacentridae. Gene Ontology annotation, molecular function: protein binding; extracellular matrix structural constituent. Gene Ontology annotation, cellular component: collagen type V trimer.
CACAAAAAAAGCACUCGCGCAGUCUGGGCUGGGUCUGCUUGCUGCUUACAAGGAGAGGCACUCUGGCAUUCAUGGUGGUGCAGUGAUAACCUGAGCACUUUAUUUUCCUUUUCAUCCCUUUUCCUUUUGCUUUGCACACCAGGAAGGCUCAUGUCUUUCUUAUAGACAUGAUGAGCUUUGUGCAUUUAAGGACUUUCCUUUUUCUGGUGGUCUCCGUGGCUCAGGUUUUGAUUGUUACAUGUCAAGAUGGGAACAGCGGAGAUGACAUGAGCUGCACGGCAGACGGCCAGGUGUACACCAACAGGGACAUCUGGAAGCCAGAGCCGUGCCGGAUCUGUGUUUGUGACAACGGCCAGGUCCUCUGCGAUGAGAUCCAGUGCGAUGAGCUGACUAACUGUGAGAAGAUGUCCAUCCCAGAGGGCGAGUGCUGCCCUAUUUGUCAGAGUGAUUCAUCCAGCAGCGGCGGGACGGGCAGUUUUGGUGGGGGCAGAAUUUAUAAGGGUCAGAAAGGCGAACCUGGGGAUGUUCCACUUGUGACGGGAAUCAGAGGCCGCCCUGGACCUAUGGGAGCUCCCGGCUCGCCAGGAGAGAGAGGACCUCGUGGACACAAAGGAAGGCCUGGACUGCGUGGACCUGCGGGUUAUGAUGGAGAGCCUGGUAUACCAGGUCAGCCUGGUGAAGCAGGACCUCCUGGACCUCCAGCGCACCCUGGGGGCCUGGGAUCCCAGAUGGCCUCAGGGUUUGAUGGAAAAACAGGACCUCAGGCCAUGUUAAGUGGCUCACGGGGAGAGGCUGGAACCAGAGGACCUCCAGGGCCCAGCGGCACACCUGGUCAGUCUGGCCCACAAGGACCCCCUGGAGAUGUUGGUGAUCCAGGGCAUAUGGGUUCACCUGGACAAAGGGGACCUGAGGGCCCUGCAGGGAAAGCAGGUGAAGAUGGAGAAUCAGGCAAACCAGGAAAUACUGGAGAAGUUGGAUUCCCUGGAUCAACAGGGCCUCGAGGUUUUCCUGGAACACCUGGGCCUCCUGGCCUGAAGGGCCACAGGGGUCAUGCUGGAAUAAUUGGCCAGAAAGGUGAAACUGGAGCUGUUGGAUCCAAGGGUGCCACAGGGCCCUCUGGUCCCAUGGGAGGACCUGGACCCAUGGGUCCUGCUGGGAUGCCAGGAGAGAGAGGACGCUCUGGACCCGGUGGUAUAGCAGGUAAACGUGGUUCACCUGGUAAUGUCGGGAAACCUGGUCCAAUGGGUCCCCUGGGUCUCAACGGCCCACCUGGAUAUCCAGGAACCCCGGGAAUGAAGGGACAACCUGGACCCACAGGUGUCCGGGGUCCAGAGGGUGCACAGGGACAGAGAGGAGAGACCGGUCACCUGGGCAGACCUGGACCUGUUGGCAUCAGGGGAACCAUGGGUACAGAUGGAGGCCCAGGUACCAAAGGACCAGUGGGUAAUCUCGGCCCACAAGGUCCAGGUGGCCAUUCUGGACCCCCUGGCCCUCCAGGACCUCAGGGAAGCACCGGUCAGCCUGGUAUCAAAGGACAACUGGGAGAUGUUGGUGUCGUAGGAUUCAAAGGAGAAGCUGGACCCAAAGGAGAACCUGGUCCGCCAGGCUCCCAGGGAGUGAUAGGACCUCAGGGUGAGGAAGGAAAGCGAGGACAGCGUGGAGACCCAGGCUCCGUUGGUCCUCCUGGUCCCGUCGGUGAGAGAGGAUCUCCUGGAAACAGAGGGUUCCCUGGUGCUGAUGGGCUGCCAGGACCAAAGGGUGCUCAAGGAGAUCGUGGCACAUCUGGCCCAUCAGGGCCAAAAGGUUCCCUAGGAGACCCAGGGCGUACAGGAGAACCUGGUCUACCAGGUGCAAGGGGUCUUACUGGUACCCCUGGAGUCCAGGGGGCAGAGGGCAAGCCAGGACCACUGGGGGCUCCAGGUGAAGAUGGUCGUCCAGGCCCUGCGGGAUCCAUUGGAAACAGAGGACCAGCAGGAACCAUGGGAGUACCAGGCCCGAAAGGCUUCAAUGGUGACCCAGGAAAGACAGGUGAACAGGGAUCUGCAGGAGUGCCAGGUCAAAGAGGUCCUCCAGGAAAAGAUGGAGAGGUUGGCCCUGCAGGCCCCCCUGGUCCACCUGGUGCUGCAGGAGACAGAGGAGAGCAGGGACCUCCAGGUGUAAAUGGAUUCCAGGGUUUGCCCGGAAAUCAAGGCCCCCCUGGAGAACCUGGAAAACCAGGUGACCUGGGUAUUCCCGGAGAGCUUGGCUCUGUGGGUCAAAUUGGACCAAGGGGAGAGCGUGGAAUUCCUGGUGAGAGAGGAGAGCUGGGUCCAACUGGUCUGCAGGGACCUAAAGGAAUUCCUGGUGCACCUGGUCCAGAUGGGCCAAAGGGUAGUCCUGGUCCUCCUGGUGCUCUGGGUGACGUGGGUCCUCCAGGUCUUCAGGGAAUGCCAGGAGAGAGAGGCAUAUCUGGGCCUCCUGGGCCUAAAGGUGACAGAGGAGCACUUGGUGAGAAAGGAUCAGAAGGUACACCUGGAAAUGAUGGUGCAAGAGGAACUCCGGGUCCUGUUGGCCCACUAGGACCUGCUGGACCCAGCGGUGAGAAGGGAGAACCUGGACCUAAAGGACCAUCUGGACCUCCAGGAUCCAGAGGAAUGCAUGGAGCGAGAGGUGACCCUGGCCCCAUUGGUGCUGUUGGAUUUGCUGGACCCCCCGGUCCUGAUGGCCAACCUGGAGUCAAGGGAGAGCCUGGAGAGCAAGGGCAGAAAGGAGAUGCAGGGUCUCCAGGACCACAGGGCUUGGCCGGUGCUCACGGACCUCCUGGGCCUAUUGGUGUUGCUGGACUGAAAGGAGGAAGAGGAACGCAGGGUGCACCAGGCCCCACUGGUUUCCCUGGAUCAGCAGGAAGAGUUGGACCUCCAGGCCCAACUGGUCCAGUUGGAGAACCUGGACCCCUGGGACCCCCAGGAAAAGAAGGACCUGCAGGACUUCGUGGAGAUCAUGGAGCCCCUGGAAGACAAGGUGAGCGUGGACCUGCAGGACCACCAGGGAGCCCAGGAGACAAAGGGGACUCUGGAGAGGACGGACCCACGGGUCCUGAUGGUCCUCCAGGCCCAGCUGGAACUACAGGGCAGAGAGGCAUUGUGGGUCUUCCUGGUCAGAGAGGAGAGCGUGGGAUGCCAGGUCUCCCAGGACCAGCGGGUCCACCAGGAAAACAGGGAUCCACAGGACCAGCUGGAGAUAAAGGCCCCCCUGGUCCAGUGGGUGUACCUGGUGCUAACGGACCUCGUGGUGAUCCUGGUCCUGAUGGUCCAGCAGGAUCUGAUGGCCCCCCAGGAAAGGAUGGUGUUCUUGGACAAAGGGGAGACCGAGGAGAUUCUGGUCCCGAAGGCCUGGUCGGUCCUCAGGGACUUCCUGGACCUCCUGGUCCAGUUGGUGCACCAGGUGAUGCUGGAAGGAGAGGAGAGUCUGGCUCAAGAGGACCUGCAGGUCCACCUGGUUCAGCUGGAAAGAGAGGAUUAGUGGGACCCCAAGGACCAAGAGGAGAUAAAGGUGACCUGGGUGAUCAUGGAGAGAGAGGACAGAAGGGACACCGAGGCUUCACUGGUUUACAGGGUCUUCCUGGACCUCCAGGUACGACUGGUGAGCAGGGAGCUCCAGGAAUUGUUGGACCAAGCGGCCCGAGGGGGCCUCCUGGACCUAUUGGACCUCAUGGAAAGGAAGGAUACAUGGGACAGCCGGGACCGAUGGGACCUCCAGGAACUCGUGGACUCAGUGGAGAAAUUGGACCAGAGGGCCCUCCAGGAGAACCUGGGCCCCCAGGUCCUCCCGGUCCUCCAGGACCUCCCAUGGCGGCUAUGGAUGACCUGUUCGGUGGCCCUCAGGAUUAUGACUCCGGACCUCCUCCUCCUCCUGAGUUCAGCGAGGACGAGGCUCUGCCCAACAGCAACUCCUCCACCAUAGUGCCCAUCGACCCCGGCGUUCAGGCCACCCUGAAGGCCCUCAGCAGCCAGAUCGACAGCAUGAAGAGCCCAGAUGGCAGCAGGAAGCAUCCUGCCAGGACCUGCGACGACCUCAAGAGAUGCUACCCCAUGAAGAAGAGCGGCGAGUACUGGGUGGAUCCAAACCAGGGCAGCGCAGAGGAUGCCAUCAAAGUGCACUGCAACAUGGACACCGGGGAGACCUGCAUCUCCGCCAACCCAUCCAGCAUACCUCGUAAAGUGUGGUGGAGCUCUUCCAGGAACAAACCCGUGUGGUUUGGAGCUGACAUCAACGGUGGAACACACUUCACUUACGGCAACAAAGACCAGCCGGCAAACUCUGUCACAGUGCAGAUGACCUUCAUCCGCCUGCUCUCCAAAGAGGCGUCUCAGAGCAUCACCUACCACUGCAAGAACUCUGUGGGCUACAAGGACGAGAACACGGGCAACUACAAGAAAGCUGUGAUCCUCAAAGGUUCCAACGACCUGGAGCUCAAAGCAGAGGGCAACAACCGCUUCAGAUACACGGUGGUGGAGGAUUCGUGCUCACAAGCAAAUGGCAACUGGGGCAAGACAGUGUUUGAGUACAGGACACAGAAAACAGCAAGACUUCCCAUUGUGGAUAUCGCCCCUGUGGACAUUGGUGGCUCAGAUCAAGGGUUCGGCGUUGAAAUCGGGCCCGUGUGCUUCUUGUAAAGUCGUCAGCAGGGAUGUGCGGAGGAGAAUCCUGAGACUGUUGAACUGACAGCUGACGCGAUCAGCCACGUUGUACAUACGAGUACUGAGGACUAUUCGGGCCCUAUGGCAAGAUAUUUAUUGUGCCUUUCAACGCAGUUUAAGACACCGAAGAUUUGUAAGUUAGUAUGAAUGUUUGGAAUUUACAUAUAAAAAAAAAAAAACAUUUGGUAAAAAUCAGAAUCAUUCCUUUGUCGUCUUGUGUAUGUUUCACUUUAAGCUUCAUGCAUUUUGAGCUCCAAAGAUCUUUUCCUUUAAUGUUAUUUCACAAAAUGUUACCAAAGAAUAUAAAAGCUUUAAAAUAUUACUUAUAACUACUGUUCAUAAGCCCAGAACAAUUCCACUGAUUAAAUGUCCCGCCACUAGUCAUUUUUACAGAUUUGUCUAUUCUUUUUAAUUUAUUUUUUUUUUUUUUAAAUCUUAAAUAUUUGAAUAUAAAACAUCAAUGUGGUGCUAUUGAGGAAUCGGCCGCUGAUGCGUUCACCGGUGCAGGUAUUUCUUUUCUCAAGACAGUGUUGAUGAACCGAUGUCUGUAUGUGGUCAUUUCUAAACUCUGUACCGACCUCGCAGAACAGCAGAGACGCGCUGGGACCGUCGAUUGCUCAGUGUUAGCUACCUCGUCACCGACAAAAACUGAGAAAGCGACGACGCUACAUGCAAAUCUUCUUUUUCACAGGUGCUGUUUUGUACGUAGUGUGAUCCCUGUGCGCUUGUCACGGCUGCGUGGUACAGGGCAGGGUUUGGGGAUGCCAAUAAAGAUCUUUCUGUCCACGAUGGAGAGAUGAA